GUACAUUCAAAGAUUGUAUUACACAAAAUUAUUCACAUUUACAUGAGAGAACAAUUGGUUGAUUGAGACAUGCAUAAGUGAGAUUUUAUUAGAUAAUACCAGCCUCGGAUUUUGAUAAUUUUGAAUUGGAAAAAAAACUGUUUUAAUCUUAAUUUUUUUUUCUCAGAAAGUUCAGAAAUAUAAUUCAGAUUUGAUUUGCAUAGUCAUAGAUAGUGAAGUAAUGAAACAGAGAUCAUUAGAGUUAUAGAACAUUAAGUUAAAAAAAACACUAACCUUUGAGAUAUGAAAUCCAUUCUAAAUAUUGCAGAAAAGCUUAACAUUGUGGAAUUCUGGACAGGUAACUCAAGGGCCUAGGCCUACUGAGGAACUGUGUGAAAGUGCGGUGUGCCGCUUUGGCAACUUUUGGCUUCAUCAGCUCAUCCUUGAGAAGGAGAGCAGAAGUUGGUCACACACAAGUGGGUGCCUAAGAUCUCAUUAAAAAUAAAAUUUGAGUCAAUAAUUUCUUGAAGGGAAGAAACAUCGCUUUUCAUGUCAUAACAAGCUGUUAAUCAUUAAAAUGUCAGGGCCUAACAUUAGAUCAGGAAAAUUAUGACAACACCAUAGUUGCCAAUCUUUAGUUAGGCCUGACAUCAGUGGGGUGUAGACUUGUUUAUUUUCAGUAGGCCUAGAGGCGUCGGUCCCAAAAAUCAUCCCAGUAAACAAGGAUAUCCAUAACUACAUGUAAAGGGGUGUUGCAAGAAAAUAUUUGCAAUCAGUUGCAAAUUUAGAAGUUGAUAGAACAAUUUUAACUAGGUCUAGAGCAUAUCAAGUUAAAGCUAUUGAUACACAAGAAGCAGACCAGCAAUUAAUGGCAAAUUUUCAAUUUGGAGCAGGUCUCUAAUAUUAUAUGAUGGAUUUUGAUACCCAAAAUUGACUUGCAAUUGAUGGCAAGUUUCUUGCAACACUCCACAAGACAAAUAAUGUCUUGAUAUUAGAGACUGACUUUAUUUUGUUUCUUACAAAACCGUCAGGGGUGUGAGAGUUCAGAUUUUUUUUGUUUUGAUUUUCAGCUUGUUUUUGGCCUUCCUCUGUACAAAAAUAUAGGAGCUCUUUCUAUUUCAGACUUUUUCAACACUCUUCAGCUUUUUUCAGAUCUUUUUAAUUGUGACCACUCACACCUCUGAUAAACCAUUGCCUUAAAUUGUUCUUCUAAAAAAUAAUUUUUAAGAUAGCUACCCUGUUUAUGGUGAGUCAGAUGAGAGCAACAUAACAUUUUUUGUUUGGCCUAAUAGAUCUGGGCAUGCAUCUUGGCAAUAAAUUACACUUGCUGUUGCUAAAGAUUUUUAAUUCAAUCACAUUGUGAUUUUGACAAUUCUUGUUUCAACCCAUUAUCCACAGGACAAAGGCGAAAAAGACAAGGAGAAGAAGAAUGUGAUGCGUGAGCUGCGAAUCCGCAAGCUCUGCCUCAACAUCUGCGUUGGAGAGAGUGGUGAUAGACUCACCCGUGCUGCAAAGGUAUUGGAAGCCCUGACUGGACAGUCGCCAGUCUUCUCCAAAGCUCGCUACACUGUGCGAUCAUUUGGUAUUCGUAGGAAUGAAAAGAUCGCUGUCCAUUGCACCGUUCGUGGUCCAAAGGCUGAAGAAAUCCUGGAGAAGGGAUUGAAGGUCAGGGAGUAUGAAUUGCGCAAGGGCAACUUCUCAGACACCGGCAACUUUGGCUUUGGUAUCCAGGAACAUAUUGAUCUUGGAAUCAAGUAUGACCCCAGUAUUGGAAUCUAUGGCAUGGACUUCUACGUUGUCCUAGGGCGACCUGGGUUCAGCGUAGGCCACAAGAGGCGCAGGAAAGGACGCGUUGGCUGCACUCACCGUGUCAACAAGGAGGAAGCCAUGAAAUGGUUCCAGCAGAAAUACGAUGGAAUCCUCCUCCCUGGUAAAUAAGCACCCACUUCCAGCCUAUCGUCAACACACACAUGCGACACUCUUCUCAAACUCAACAAUGAUUUUAACACCUGACUAGGAGCCAUCAGACCAGGAGCUCUCAAUUCAUCAGUAUCUUGUCUCUCAACACAAUGCCGCCAUGCCAUAUAUGUACUCUAUGUUCAAUAAAGACUAGUGAACAACCAA
Lytechinus pictus (painted urchin) is the source of this 2103-nucleotide messenger RNA. RefSeq names its product large ribosomal subunit protein uL5. Gene Ontology annotation, biological process: translation. Gene Ontology annotation, molecular function: structural constituent of ribosome; RNA binding. NCBI's taxonomy places the organism in Eukaryota, Metazoa, Echinodermata, Echinoidea, Temnopleuroida, Toxopneustidae. Gene Ontology annotation, cellular component: cytosolic large ribosomal subunit; ribosome. The record is from RefSeq and is a predicted model, not a curated record. Bases 1414 to 1917 code for a protein of 167 amino acids. The transcript is spliced from 4 exons.